GGCGGUCGCAUGCAGCUCCUAUGAGGCCCCUGCCGCCGGUCGGCGAUGUCCGCCUGGAGUUGUCGCCUCCGCCGCCGGUGCCGUUACCGGCUGUGAGCGGGUCUGUGGUCGGCUCGUCCGGGCGUCUCAUGGCCGCUAGCAAAUCUCUGGUGCCCGACCGGCUGCGCCUGCCGCUCUGCUUCCUUGGUGUCUUUGUCUGCUAUUUCUACUAUGGGAUCCUGCAGGAAAAGAUAACAAGAGGAAAAUAUGGGGAGGGAGCCAAACAGGAGACGUUCACCUUUGCCUUAACCCUGGUCUUCAUCCAGUGUGUGAUCAAUGCUGUGUUUGCCAAGAUCUUGAUCCAGUUUUUUGACACUGCCAGGGUGGAUCGUACUCGGAGCUGGCUCUAUGCUGCCUGUUCUUUGUCCUAUUUGGGUGCUAUGGUCUCCAGCAACUCAGCACUACAGUUUGUCAACUACCCAACUCAGGUCCUUGGUAAAUCCUGCAAGCCAAUCCCAGUCAUGCUUCUUGGGGUGACCCUCUUGAAGAAGAAGUACCCAUUGGCCAAGUACCUGUGUGUGUUACUAAUUGUGGCUGGAGUGGCUCUUUUCAUGUACAAACCCAAGAAAGUAGUUGGGAUGGAAGAACACACAAUCGGCUAUGGAGAAUUACUCCUGCUAUUGUCUCUGACCCUGGAUGGACUGACAGGUGUUUCCCAGGACCACAUGCGGGCUCAUUACCAAACAGGCUCCAACCACAUGAUGUUGAACAUCAACCUUUGGUCGACAUUGCUGCUAGGAGCUGGAAUCCUGUUCACUGGGGAGCUCUGGGAGUUCUUGAGCUUUGCUGAAAGAUACCCAAUCAUCAUCUAUAAUAUCCUGCUUUUUGGCCUGACCAGUGCCUUGGGUCAGAGCUUCAUCUUCAUGACAGUUGUGUAUUUUGGUCCCCUGACCUGCUCAAUCAUCACGACAACUCGGAAGUUCUUCACUAUUUUGGCCUCUGUGAUCCUCUUUGCCAACCCCAUUAGCCCCAUGCAAUGGGUAGGCACUGUACUUGUGUUCCUGGGUCUUGGUCUUGAUGCCAAGUUUGGGAAGGGAACAAAGAAGACAACCCACUAGGAAGAGAGAGACUACCUCCACUCCAAGAAUACUUAAGUUAUUUCUCCAACAGUGACAUCUCCUGGGAAAAUGGACUUAGUAGUGAUAAGGAACUGGGUUCCAGAUUUUGUUGUUUUUUUUUUUUGUUUUGUUUUGUUUUGUUUUUAAUCAAAGGAAGCAAAAUCACAUACUCUAAAAAAAGCUCUUGGAUUUUCAUAAGAUGAGUGGGCAGUUUCUGUUCUUGAUCAACUGGGGCAUAGUCUAGUACAAUUAAAGAGAGAAGGAAGAGGCAGGGGUCUGCUUGCAUCCCACUCUGCCCCUGGCUGCUCUCUUAGGUGUGGGUGGCAUGGUUGGCCAAGUGAUUCCCCAAGAGUCUGAGCAUGAUAAGGUGGAACCUUGAGAGAUUGUAUGAUUGUAUGGCUGUGCCAGUAGUCUCUGUUCCUACGGGCGAAGCUCUAAAUAUGCUAUGACAGGUAGCUGUCUGUUACAACUACAGAUGUAGGCAUCACUUCUUAAGUUUGGGUGGGCAAGCAUGUCAUGAAAAACCGAAGGUAUGUUCUCUCCUUAUGAAGUACCUCAAGGUUAGGGUUAAAUGAACCCAGAUUCCCAGAAUUUGCUAGUUUUUCUCUUUUCCCCACUGCCUCUCUCAGCCAAAGCAUGACAGAGAGACCCCAUGCAUGUAUCAAACAGCUUUGGAAAGUCUGUGAAUGUACUUUUCCUAUUCCCUCCCUCCAUCUCUCCGUCUGUUCUCAGUCCACCUGGUCCCCUCCAGGGAGGCUGGAUUAAUCCCUCCUAUUCCCCUGCCCCCCUUCAGCUGCGAAAGCAUUGCAGUCCUCUGCCAUCCUGGCUGUGCCAAGGUGACACCAUGCCAGCUUCUGCCUGUUGAAAGGGAUGCUGGCGGAAGGCAUGGUGGCUGAGUCCUGGCACAGAGCCGCUGUAGAGUUUUCUGGGUGGUAAUGGGGGGAGAAGGCGGAGCAUGGAGCAGAGCCACCUGCCCACUUCUGCCUUCAGAGUUGGAAAUCAUAAUCCUCCAAGGACCAAACUUUACACAUGAAAGUGCAUUUCCACCAGCUGCAACUUUCCCUCCAUCUGUUCAACAGCCCCAGCCCCUUGGCUCUCCAGAUGGGAGCGCGCGGCCUCCUUCCUGAACACUGCCUUGGCACCCCCCCUCCCCCUGACUUUCAAGCCCUGCCUCACUUGCACUCAUCUUGCUCCCUAGGGGCCAGGGUGUCACUGCAGCCCUGCCUCCACAGUGGCUCCUUCCCCCAUUUUUAACUCCUCCUUGAGAAGUUUUAAGUACAUCUGGCUGAACUAACUUCCUUUCUCCACCCUUUCCCCUCUGUUUUUUCAUCCAGAAGGUUUCAUCAUUUGGCUUCUUGCCUGCUAGACUGAUAGUUCUUCCAGUGUCUUCUGCACAUUUGUUAGAUGGUUAGAUCGGGUUACAGGGUCAGGGCUAACAAGCAAGCAUUAUCCAAGCCUGCUGUUUAAAAAAGAGACAUCUUCCCAGCUAUCAGACUUGGCCCUUCCACCUCUUCCCUCUGCCAUUCCCAACUAGCUGUCUCAAAAAUGCCUAAUACUAAUCACCAAGAGCAAGACGGGGUGACAGCAGCUCAGCAUCCUGGAGAGAUGGCUCACAGGGUAAGCCUGUUCUACCAGUGGUGGCUGGUCCUGUUCUAAUGUGUUCACUCAAUCUCUUGUCCAUUCAUCCAACAUUUAUUUCCUUCUGGAUGCCACCCACUGUGAGCAUGCUGGGAGUUCAGUUAAGUAGAACUAGUAUUUACCCUCUAGGGGGCUCACAGUCUAAUUGGGAGAUAGGAAAACCGAAUCACUGCUUCUCAGAAAUGCAGGGAUAACAACGAAGGAAGGUGUCCAGGCAAGGUGAGGCUUGACUGGAAAGUGUAGGAAGAUGAAAGUAGCAGAUGGAGCUUGGCAGCAUUGCCAAGCAGGAAAAGGGUUUUCAACUGCCUGACUGCUCCCCCUUUUACCCCUCUCGUCAGUUCCAAUGAGAACACAUGGCAGGACAAUAGCUUUCAUUACUCAACGUGAAGAUAAUCUGAAAAUGUUUUGUAAGCUGCCAGCUUAUCCCGGGUGACAUACUUACCUGUAGCAUCACAGGGACAGAGAGUGCCAGAUUUGACUAAAAUAGGUACCACUGUUCGCUUGUAACAUUAGGGCUGAUAAAUGUGAAAUACCAGACAAGUUCAAACAGAAGUGUUGUUGAUCACUAACCCUGGGCGGCCUGAUGCCUCAGGUUUCUAAAGAUCAAAGGACUUUCAUCUGCAGUUAAUUCUCAGCUAUGUGCAGAAGGGAGGAAACCAGCAUGCAAAUUUCUCCAAGCCCUGUGUUUUCAGUUUGGGGCAAGUUGUACUUAUUUCUAUUUUGGUCAAAGCAUCAGGUCCACCUCCUUUGCUGUUCUUGCACAGGCUCAUGGUAUAGUGAUUUUUCAUUUCCUGUAUACCUCAGUCUACAGCAAGGGGAGGGACCCACAAAUGUAAUUUGGGGUACCAUCCUAGGAUAACCUAUUCUGGAAGUAAACAUUAAAAGAAAUAAAAAUCACAUUGUUUUAUAAAGGACUUCAAUUGGCAGGAAUUAACAUUAACUGGAUAAUCAAUGAAAUGGGUAUUUAGGAAUAAAUGAUGUGUUUUUCCACUGCUCUCUAAUACCCUUGUAAAGAGGACUGAGCAAAUUUCUGCAUUUUUUAGAGAUAGAAGAACCUAAAAGAAUAUAAGGUGACUAGCAGUAGGUUCCUGGGUAUGUCCGUGAGUUGUGUCCUCCAAGGAAGGAAAGUAAAGCUCUUCAGAAGCCCUAUAGCCUCCACUGUCUGGCUCCACUUGUCAGGGAACAGUUUGCACAUUUAUGAGUGGAGCUGGUCAUUUUCCCCAGAUGCCCUGGCAGAGAAAUUGUCCCAGGUCUCUGUGGGAUCAUUCAACCCUUCCCAUCAAAAACCUACCAGCUGUCUUUAGGAACAGUAAUCUCAUAUAUUUAUAGAGCUCCUGUUUUCCCAAAGCUCUUUAGUAAGCGACAUUUUAUCCUUAGAACACUCCUGGGGGAGAAGUUAGGCCAGAAGCAGGUCUCUCCAUAUUUGGAGUAGGAAUCCUGAAACCCACCCAAGUGCAUCACCUGAAGGUGGCAGGACUCCAUGGGAGGAUGGGAAUCAGAAGUGAGCCUCCUGUCUGACUUCCCACCACUGGGGGUCAGGGAGCUCUUUAACCCUCAUCUAAGCCAGUAGAUCCCAGCUGUUUGGGUUCUCUGGAAAUUCCCAGUUGAAAUUCCAAAUAAUUUGGUGGUCUGAUACAGGUAUGCUGGCGUUUUAUUUUUUCAAGGACAUUUUUAAAAUGUUAAUUACCAUUGUAGGUUAGAAAAGGACAUUUUAACUAAAAAAAAAAAAAUUAGGAAAGGCUUUCUGCCUUUCAAGGUAAUUAUAAUUGGAAACUAUAUUGCUAUUGUAAAUUGCAAGUUAAAUGCAGAAAAUAUUACUCUGAUAAUAUAUUGUAGGGUAUAUUGUUAUGAUUAUUUGCCUGAUACAACUUGGAGUUUGGCAGCUAUGUUCCAUGGCGCAAUGCAAAGGAACUACAAUAUCAGAUAAAUGUGGAGAACGAUAGAAGCAGACUGUGAUGAGAUUUUUCAUGACUUAGAACAUUCUGAGAACCCAAAAACAUCCCCUGGCAUUGGCUCCUGCUGCUUUCCCUCUGUGGGGCCAUGAGGAGAGUAGGCUGUAGAGGCUCCAAGGGCUUUCCAGGAAGGGUUGCAAGGAGACCUGGGCAGCCCUACCAGAUAUAUAUCCCCAGCAUGCUCACAGUGAUCAGACUGUGGCUUUGAUCACUCAGUCGAGGGUCCAGACUGUAUUCUAAAGGGUAGCCAUCUACUGGUGAAAGCCAGUUUCUGACAGGCAGUCCUCAGACUGGGAGCCAGUGGGCUGGGCCUGCCAUUGGCAUGAAGGAUGGGAAUGGGAACUGAGAAGGACUUGAAUUGAAGAGUGAUUCAUAUAGUACCUUCCGCUUAGCUGAGGCACGAGCCCACAAGGGCUGUUGGGUUUUCUGUCCCAAUACGCCUGACUCCCUGUAAUUUCUGGGAGCAGUAAAAAAAAAAGAAUUGGUUCAAGGCAUUUACCAAGGGGGAGGGACAGUGCUAUUUCUGGUUUUGUCACAGG
Molecule: messenger RNA, 5226 nt
Organism: Ictidomys tridecemlineatus (thirteen-lined ground squirrel)
Lineage: Eukaryota; Metazoa; Chordata; Mammalia; Rodentia; Sciuridae
Gene: Slc35b1
Product: solute carrier family 35 member B1
Biological process (GO): UDP-galactose transmembrane transport
Cellular component (GO): Golgi membrane; endoplasmic reticulum membrane
Molecular function (GO): UDP-galactose transmembrane transporter activity; UDP-glucose transmembrane transporter activity
Source: RefSeq, a predicted model, not a curated record